UGCUCUACAACGAUCAUUUCCAAUUGAUAAAAUUCAAAGUUUGAACACCUAGCUUGAGCAGGACAAGCUACUCGACUAUGCCUACAAAAAAAAAAGCAAAGGGUAGUCAGCCUACCAGCCGACAAAAAAAUAAUGUAGAUGAAGUAGCACCACUGCUUGCAAGCAAGCCCUGUCCUCGAGCACAGAGAAGCAAGACAGAGCCGAAAUGUGAGCAGCAACGUAGGAGUCGGAGGUCACAGCAGAAGAUAACUGACACAACACAUCAAACUACACUGGAUGAUUAUUACCAUGUGCGGAGGAGUACCAGGAAAUGCAAAUCACACAUUGAAAGCGAGAAGUAUGAUGAGAUAUCGUCCAAGCUUCGUGCCAAAUGUGAAGACAAUCUGGAGGUUAUAAAGGACGAAAUAAAGGGAAAGGGUGUGGUCACAACGAUUCCUCGAGUGAAGGGAGACUUUAUUUGUGAAUAUUCCGGAGAGCUCAUAUCUUUCGAGAAGGCUAAAACAAAAGAGGCGGAAUAUUCAAAAGACUCAGAUGUCGGAUGCUACAUGUACUACUUUGAGCACAAAAGCAAGAAAUAUUGUAUUGAUGCUACAGAGGACAACGGUCGAAUGGGACGUCUACUCAACCACUCCCGAACAGAAGCCAACGUGAACACCAAACUACACGAGGUGGACGGUGAUCCUUUCCUCUGUCUAAUGGCAUCACGGAACAUACCAGCCAGAGAGGAGCUUCUCUACGAUUAUGGAGAGAGGAGUAAAGAAGUCAUUCAAUCCCACCCAUGGCUGGAGAGUUAGAACUUUAUUGCACAACUGUAUAUAUACAACAAGACUCCGUAGUUAUAUAGACAUUUUAAUUCUUCUUUGUACAUUUUGUUUUUAUUAUAGUGCACUCGUUGUUUUAUAUAAUUUUAUAGUAUAUUACACUCCGAA
Molecule: messenger RNA, 929 nt
Organism: Halichondria panicea
Lineage: Eukaryota; Metazoa; Porifera; Demospongiae; Suberitida; Halichondriidae
Product: N-lysine methyltransferase KMT5A-like
Exons: 4
Coding region: 78-794 (238 amino acids)
Biological process (GO): regulation of transcription by RNA polymerase II; regulation of DNA damage response, signal transduction by p53 class mediator
Cellular component (GO): nucleus; polytene chromosome
Molecular function (GO): transcription regulator activity; protein binding; histone H4K20 methyltransferase activity
Source: RefSeq, a predicted model, not a curated record